Messenger RNA from Hibiscus syriacus, 315 nucleotides. Its product is annotated as probable calcium-binding protein CML43. The record is from RefSeq and is a predicted model, not a curated record. Bases 1 to 315 code for a protein of 104 amino acids. Gene Ontology annotation, molecular function: calcium ion binding. The transcript has a single exon. NCBI's taxonomy places the organism in Eukaryota, Viridiplantae, Streptophyta, Magnoliopsida, Malvales, Malvaceae.
AUGAGUAUCUUCACCUACGAUGGGUUCGUCGCUUUGCAUCGGUCGUUGGACGAGACUUUCUUCGGGUUAGACAAGGAGGAGGAGGAAGACGAGUCGGAUUUGACGGAGGCGUUCAAGGUGUUCGACGAGGACGGUGACGGGUUUAUUUCGGCGAAAGAAUUGCAGGCGGUGUUGUGGAAACUGGGAUUGCCGGAAGGAAAAGAUAUCGGUAGAGUUGAGCAGAUGAUCUGUUCCGUUGACCAAAACCAUGAUGGGCGUGUCGAUUUCUUCGAGUUCAAGCACAUGAUGCAGGGCGUUGUGGUCCGCAGCUCUUGA